Molecule: messenger RNA, 597 nt
Organism: Geodia barretti
Lineage: Eukaryota; Metazoa; Porifera; Demospongiae; Tetractinellida; Geodiidae
Source: the annotation of a GenBank genome assembly
AUGAUAGACGGCUCUGCUGACGACCCGCUACGCGACUUCCGCCAGAUUAACAGCGAGUUGCGGAUGUUCAAUGAGACACUAUCAGCCAAGCCGCAGGUCGUCGUCGUCAACAAGAUGGACAUAACCGAGGUUCAGGAGAUUGCGCCUUUGCUCUCGGAGAUGUUCGCCGAUGAAUUCGGACUGCUGCCCUACUCCGACCGCAAUACUGCCGCCAGGGGACGGCUACGCGGAAGAGGCGCCGAUGUCCCUGAAGAUGAAAGGACACUGCAUUUCAUAUCCGCGGUAACGCAAAGCGGACUUGACGGUCUGCUCGACAACGUGCUGGCUGCGCUGGAAAGCGAAUACGAAGAGUUGCCCGUGCUGCGUCCGAAGCCUCGCAGAGAGACUGUGCUGGUGCGCAAGCGCGGCGAUGUGUUUGAUGUGCGAGCCCGGAGGGCUGUGCGGAUAGCCGCCCUGCUGAAUGAGGACGACUGGAAUGCCCGGAUGCAAUUCCUUGGCUACUUGCAGCGCGCAGGUGUGGUGAGGGCGCUCGAAAAUGCGGGCGUGCUGCCCGGCGAUACCGUGCGCUUCGGGGAAGUCGAGUGGGAGUGGGAGUAG